UGGGUACGAGGUUGUAUAAAAGACUGAGUCUGCGCAGUAGUUGUGGUGCCGGUGACGAGAGUGUUAGCUAUGGCGAGCGUGAACUCAGCGACGCUGAUGAAGAAAGCUGAUCUAGGGUUAUUGGAAGAAGAUGACGAAUUUGAAGAGUUUCCUGCAGAAGAGUGGACAGCUGUGGAUGAAGACCAGGCUGACAUACAUGUUUGGGAGGAUAAUUGGGAUGAUGAUACUGUAGAGGAUGACUUCUCAAAUCAGCUAAGGGCAGAACUGGAAAAGAAUGGUCACCAAGUGGAGCAAGCAGAGCCAAUGAAAACAUGAGAAAAGUGAAGACAAAUUCUGUUUCACUGCUUCAACGUAAUUUUUCAAUGUAAAUAUUGACUAUUGUAUGAAACCACAGGAGUAAAGGAAACCUUUUGUUUAAGAAACCUCUUUCAUUCUAAGUUAUGGUGACGAGUUAGGAAAAGACGAAAUUGAAGCCAUAGGUACAUUUAUUCCAAUUACACAGCAAAUGAAAGUAAUUUAAGGAGCUAUUAGUACUAUGAUCAAAGUUUAAUCCCUACAAAUUAUAGGUGUUACGGAAAUUCUCGGGAAAGAUUGAAAAUGUUGUUUUCCAAUAUUAAGCAACAGGGCCUAACUUGGUCAAAUGGUGGCUCUAAAUGUGGUGCAGUUACUAUUUUCAUUGUUCAAUACAUUGUUCCUAUUUCCAGUCCUUCCUAAUUUGCAUGAAAUUGUUACAGUUUGUGCUAUUAUAUAAUAAAGGGGGUAAGUUAGGAAAGAAA
This is a messenger RNA of Pocillopora damicornis (cauliflower coral), 776 nucleotides long. Its product is annotated as 26S proteasome complex subunit SEM1. NCBI's taxonomy places the organism in Eukaryota, Metazoa, Cnidaria, Anthozoa, Scleractinia, Pocilloporidae. Gene Ontology annotation, biological process: proteasome assembly; double-strand break repair via homologous recombination; mRNA export from nucleus. The record is from RefSeq and is a predicted model, not a curated record. Gene Ontology annotation, cellular component: proteasome regulatory particle, lid subcomplex; proteasome complex.